AUGUUUGAUGUCACGACGACGGGCUCGACCGGCUGUCGAGUGGCCAUCAUCACAAGCCGUAUAUCUGAUGGGAAAGCGUGCGUUUUGGCAAACUAUCGGGGGACGGGUCAGCGCGAUGUGAAUGCGGCAUACCAAUUCUUAACUCCCCGGACGAAGGAUGAGAAUCCCCUCGUACAGGACGCCUUCUUUCGAACGAAACUCCUUCCAGGGUUUGGAUUCUUGCAGGAUGGUGGAGUUCGUGCCAACAAUCCUUUGGCAAUUGCACUCAAAGAGCUAGCGGUCAUCUGGCCCUCAGCUAAAACGCAUGAUCUCCUGUUAUCAGUGGGAACAGGGUCAUCUUCCUCUAUAACUCAACCAGUUCAUACUGCCCGGAGUUUACUGCGAGAUAGUGCCAUCCCUCGCAUGAUUCGAACCACAAUGUCUUCCCCAUCCAUGGAUGGUGAGCAAGGAUACCGUGAGGCACUCAUUUUUUUGCCGGAUGACAAAAGAUCAAAUGUUUUUCGGCUCAAUCACGAGCUAUCUCAACCGCUUCCUCGGUUGGACGACGUGAGCAGACUAGCGGAGAUAUCUGAAAUGAAUUUCGCCGUUCCGGAUGAGCUAGUGAGAGCUAUCUUAGCAUCUGCCUUUUUCUUCUUUGAACUUGAUGAGCUGCCAAUCAAAAGACAAGGGGUAUACUUCUGUCAAGGGUCGAUCCUGUGUUCCCGAUCAUAUGCCAGGGAGCUGGUGAAGCAUGUUAUGGUCGAAUUUCCAGGAGCAAGGUUCCAAACAGGCCGCAGCAAUCAUCUUGGAGAUGUCGGUAAAGACGACGGUUGCCAUGUAUGUGGAUACUAUCGCAAAAAAAUAAAAUUGUCUGUCAAUGGUCUUGAAGAAAUGAUAUCAAUUGGGAUUGCUGGCUCUUCGUUCUUCCAAAGAAUUGGCGGCUUUCCAAAAUCGUUGCAGGAGCUCCUCGAAGACCAACAAGCAAAUUCCCAUUUUGGUCGUGCCGACCAUUAA
Molecule: messenger RNA, 993 nt
Organism: Penicillium psychrosexuale
Lineage: Eukaryota; Fungi; Ascomycota; Eurotiomycetes; Eurotiales; Aspergillaceae
Product: Phospholipase patatin family protein
Exons: 2
Coding region: 1-993 (330 amino acids)
Biological process (GO): arachidonate metabolic process
Cellular component (GO): membrane
Source: RefSeq, a predicted model, not a curated record